This is a messenger RNA of Beta vulgaris subsp. vulgaris (sugar beet), 894 nucleotides long. Its product is annotated as SKP1-like protein 1B. Lineage: Eukaryota; Viridiplantae; Streptophyta; Magnoliopsida; Caryophyllales; Amaranthaceae. Gene Ontology annotation, biological process: SCF-dependent proteasomal ubiquitin-dependent protein catabolic process. The transcript has 2 exons. Gene Ontology annotation, molecular function: cullin family protein binding. The record is from RefSeq and is a predicted model, not a curated record. Bases 91 to 591 code for a protein of 166 amino acids. Gene Ontology annotation, cellular component: cytoplasm; nucleus.
AAAUCCAUUUCAUUACCACCUCCAUCAAUCACUCUUUUUCUCUCUCCUCUUUCGAUUUAGGGUUUUCUUUUUCUCUCUCCUUCUCCUUCAAUGGCUGCAACAACAGUGAAGAAGAUCACUUUGAAAUCCUCCGAUGGCGAGAAUUUCGAUGUCGAAGAAAGCGUUGCUCUUGAAUCUCAAACCAUUAAACACAUGAUCGAAGAUGAUUGCGCCGACAACGCGAUUCCUCUCCCUAAUGUUACUGGAAAGAUCCUCUCGAAGGUUAUUGAGUACUGUAAGAAACAUGUUGAAUCUGCUGCUGCUAAAUCUUCUACUGAAGAUCGUUCUUCUUCUAACUCUACUGCUGAUGAAGAACUCAAAAGUUGGGAUGCUGAGUUUGUUAAAGUUGACCAGAAUACUCUCUUUGAUCUUAUCUUGGCGGCUAACUACCUGAACAUCAAGAGUCUGCUGGACUUGACCUGCCAAACUGUGGCUGACAUGAUCAAAGGCAAGACACCAGAGGAGAUUAGGAAGACCUUCAACAUCAAGAACGACUUCACCCCGGAAGAGGAAGAGGAAGUUAGGAGGGAAAACCAAUGGGCCUUUGAGUAAAUCUGUGCUGGAAGGGAUUGUGCAACUUCUCUACAAUGUCUAUAGGAAUAGGGAGUUUGUUGAUAUUAAGAGUUGUUCUUUUGUCUUGGUUCGCUACUAGUAAACUAAUUGAGAAUCUGUCCAUUCAGCGUUGUAGUACUUGUUUUUCUGUGCUCAUACAUCGAAAGUAAAGCUUAACUUUGCUCCUUCUGCUACUAUGCUUUCGUGAUUCUGAGAAUGUAAGUGUUUUUAGUGUAUGCACUAUGCACAAUUUCGUAAGGUAUGAAAGAUUACCUGCUGGUAUGGACAUCAUGUAUUGACUCU